UCCAAAAAAAAAAAAAAAACAAUGUAAUGGGUUUUUUUUUUCCUCACAAAGGUUUUUUGGGUUUCCAGCAAAAAAAUCUCUCCAGCUCUCUGUCAUUGAAUAACCUUUUUUUUUUCUUUCCCUGAUUUUGUUUGCAGCUCUAUAUUCAUUUAAAUGGAGAAGACAGUUCAACCUUCCAAUAAGUGCAAGAGGAACCAUGUGGGUUUGGAGGAUAGGAUAAGUCGGUUCCCAGAUGAAAUACUAGUCUCUAUUCUGUCUUUCUUGACUUUUGAAGAAGCAGUCAGAACGAGUGUUCUUUCGCACCGAUGGAAACAUCUGUGGCCAUUCUUCUCUGGUAGUUUGGACUUUGAUGAUCCGGAUACAAUGUGGGACAUUGCGGACAAAAAGAAACAAUUGAAAGUCGAAAGGAAUAAUUUUGCAAAAAGGGUGAACCGUAUUCUAAAAUUACAUCAAGGCUCAAAUAUAGACCAGUUCAGAGUUUGUUUUGAGUUUAAUAGAUAUUCUAAACAUCGCGUUGAUGGAUGGAUUGACUUUGCAAUGUCAAAGAGAGUUAAGAGGCUUGAAUUGGACUUUACACCAACAUGGGUAUGCAAGAGUCAAAUGCGUUAUACAUUUCCACAUGAAUGGUUUACAAAACUCGAAAGUUCUGUUGGAGUAUCUUGCAUCAAGUCCCUGAUGUCCCUUACUCUAAUGAAUGUACGUGUAACUGGCAAGCUUCUUGAGCACUUGCUAUCCAAUUGUCCCUUGCUUGAAAGAUUACAUGUCUCUGAUUCUGAUGAUCUAGUGACUGUGAAGGUUUGUGGUUCAUCACUGCGGUUGAAGUACUUACACAUAAUACGUUGUUUAGAAUUUAAAAGUAUUGAGAUUUUUGCACCAAAUCUUGAGUCUUUGGGCCUCAUUGGUAGACAAACCGAGAUGCAUGUUAAUCAUGCACCUUGUCUUCUAGAUGUAUGUAUAGGGGGAAGCAAACCUGUGACUUCUGCAAUUUGCCCUCUUUCAAGCUACCUUUCUCAGCUACAGAGUUUGAUACUUCACAUUUGCAUUUAUCCAAAUGAAAAAUUGGAAUUCUUAAAAUUUCAACCAUUAACCAAUCUUAGACACCUCAAAUGGAGAGUUACUGCAUCUGAUGGAGAGAGCCUUGUCUAUUUAAUAUCAAUGGUAGAAGCAGCACCUUUCUUACAGAAAUUUACUUUGGAGUUGUUAUGGAGUAAACCCCUGAUAGAAAGAGAAUUUAGGAAGGUGAUGAAAUAUCCAAAUGAGCACCUCAAGGAGCUGGAAAUAAUGGGGUUUGUGGGGCGUGCAAUAGACAUGGAGCUUACCGUUUACUUACUUGAAAGUGCCAUCAAACUUGAGAAGAUUGUUAUUAAUCCUCGAUCUCCAGCUCUUGUGGGAACCCCUUGGGAGUUUGAGACGACUGAGAAAAAUGAAGGAGCUAUAGAAUGUGCCAACCAACUCAAGAAAAAUCUACCUCAAGGAGCUGAAUUACUUAUACUUUAAUCAUUGUCAUUAAUAUUAGCUUAAGUGGUGUUGUUUGCUAGGUACCAGUUGAUAUAUAUAGAGAGAGACUACAAAUUAAUUGUUAAAAUGUGAUGAUUGUCUUUUUACUGUUUUAAUUGUAACUACUUAAUGAUGGGCAAUAUGAAUUGCAAUAGCUAAUGCUGACAAUCUCCAUUUUAAUGUAGCAUUGCGUUUUUUAUUGUUA
This is a messenger RNA of Quercus robur (English oak), 1702 nucleotides long. Its product is annotated as F-box/LRR-repeat protein 25-like. The transcript has 5 exons. The coding region runs from base 154 to 1497 and encodes 447 amino acids. Lineage: Eukaryota; Viridiplantae; Streptophyta; Magnoliopsida; Fagales; Fagaceae. The record is from RefSeq and is a predicted model, not a curated record. Gene Ontology annotation, molecular function: protein binding.